Molecule: messenger RNA, 1105 nt
Organism: Quercus robur (English oak)
Lineage: Eukaryota; Viridiplantae; Streptophyta; Magnoliopsida; Fagales; Fagaceae
Product: exosome complex component RRP41-like
Exons: 7
Coding region: 77-850 (257 amino acids)
Biological process (GO): rRNA catabolic process; poly(A)-dependent snoRNA 3'-end processing; nuclear mRNA surveillance
Cellular component (GO): nuclear exosome (RNase complex); nucleolus; cytoplasmic exosome (RNase complex)
Source: RefSeq, a predicted model, not a curated record
AACACACAGCGCACUCUGUACUAAAACACAGCUUUGGGAAUCAAAGAAGAAGAAGAAGAAGAACGAGCCGCCGAGAAUGGCCGGGAAACCUGGAACGACUCCGACGACUUACUCACCGUCUCCGACCACAAAGAAAACCCGAAGACCCAUUUUCAAUGAAAACGACGUCGAUUGGGUCCGACCCGAUGGCCGUGGCUUCCACCAGUGCCGACCCGCAUUUUUUAGGACUGGUGCUGUGAAUGCUGCUUCAGGAUCUGCUUAUGCAGAGUUUGGAAAUACCAAGGUUAUUGUAUCUGUAUUUGGGCCAAGAGAAAGUAAGAAGGCAAUGAUGUACAGUGAUAUUGGGCGGCUAAAUUGUAGUGUCAGCUAUACAACUUUUGCUACCCCAGUCCGAGGACAGGGAUCCGAGCACAAAGAUUUUUCCUCAAUGCUUCAUAAAUCUUUGGAGGGUGCAAUAAUCUUGGAAACUUUCCCCAAGACAACUGUAGAUGUUUUCGCAUUGGUGCUGGAAUCUGGUGGCAGUGAUCUUCCUGUCAUGAUAUCAUGUGCAAGUCUUGCCCUAGCAGAUGCUGGGAUUUUGAUGCACGACCUUGUAGCCUCAGUUUCUCUGUCUUGUCUUGGCAAGAACCUUGUCAUCGAUCCUAUUUUGGAAGAGGAAAGCUACCAAGAUGGAGGCUUGUUGAUUACAUGUAUGCCUUCUCGUUAUGAGGUCACUCAGCUUACUGUCACAGGGGAAUGGUCAACCCCAAAAAUUAAUGAGGGGAUGCAGCUAUGCUUAGACGCUUGCUCAAAACUUGCAAAGAUCAUGAGGUCAUGUUUGAAAGAAGCCACUUCCACUUCACAAGAAUAGGGAAAUUUUUUCUCCAAAUUUUUAUAUACAGGUUGCAGAUUUAGCUUCUUUUUUUCCCCUUGCUUCCCCCCCCCCCCCCACAAAAAAAAAAAAAGUGAAAAGAAAAUAUACUUUAUAGAUUGAUUACUGGUUUAGUUUGGCCUAUUUUUGGUGGUUGCACUUUACUUAAACCUGAUUUCUUUGAAUCUGCAGCAUAUUUAUUCUAUUUAAAUUUUCAGUUCACAAUGCAGUGUGCAUUUGAACUUUUAAGGGGAA